CCCGCGGGCCGUACGUUCCCCACCCCUUCCUUACAAUGUAGAUUUUUUUUUUGUAACGCACCAUUCUCGUUUUUCCACUCAACGAGGGAGAUUAUUUUGCCGCUGUAAAUGUCCAAAUGAUGGGCCAUUUUGUUGAGCUAUAAUUUGCGGUUAGGUCGCUUCUGAAAAAUAAGUUAAUACCUCGGUGGGAUUUGCCUAGUGGGAUGUGGGGAUGGUUUAGUUUUAUUUGUAUUUGUUUGGGUAAUUUGUUUACCUUAUUUUUACUUCGCACCAUUAUCGUGUAUUUGUAUUGUUUGUUGCAACGUCCUUAUCCGCCCGUACUGGAGAUCAAUGAAAAAGAGCUUUAUAGCUCAUCGCAUUCCUCCAGUAUGAACAAAUAUUCUGAUUUGGAGGAGCAGGAAACUGGCGACGACCAGAACCGGCGCGCCACAACAAUUUGCCCAAGCUCUGUGGGGCCUAUAUUGAGAUGUUUGGCCAUAUCUUUUUUUGAAAUUUGAAAAUUAUUUAUAAAAGUGUAAUAACCAACCAUUCAUCAGGAGCGCCCCAAGGCUCGUCCACCACGAACCCACACACCGGAUGGGUGAUGCCAGCCGUUGGGCCCUACUGGCACAAUCCAGUCUCGGCUGUUGCCUGAAACGUCGCCUUUUGCCAGUUUUUUAGUAAAAAGGCAGUAUUAUUGACAAAUGUGUCGAGUUUAUUUCUUAGUUUUGCUUGUGCACCACGUAAUAAGUGACGUUUUUGGGAACGGCCUUAUGGCCGUUUAAUGUAUAAGCAAACACUCCCAACACAGGGACCUACACUCGGGUGACGCUGUCCUGGUGUAUGAAUGGAAAAUUUAUGGAUUCAAUGAAAGGCAAUUUUCUCAUAACCCACUCACUUGAAAAGGUUAAGGUAAUUUAGCUUAGAGGUGCUGGUACCAAUAAAAUGUUGCCACCUGGAGGAGGUAUCGUGAAUUAUCUAUUGAAUAUUCUUCAUGUUUUGUGAACAUUUCCUGGAUAAUGGUAUUAUUUUUGAGGCACGUAGGAGAACAAUUGUGCAUCGUGGUGCAAUGGUUAGCGCAUUGCGCUAUGCACCCGGUGAGCCGAGUUCUGGCCAUGACUAACAUCUCAUCCGGUCCUGGGUACCUCCUUAGCCACUCUGCAGUGACCAGUGUGAUGAAGUAUAGUCAAAUAAAAACCUUCAGUUAAUGGUGGACUGAUAAAGGGAUAUGCAUUACAUUAUUACAGUGGUUGGAAAUUCACCACAGAGAAAGUAAUUUCCUACCAGUUACGUUCGAAUGUUUUGGUGGUGGUUCGGGUUUAGUGCAUCAAUGGAUGGUGUUCAUACAAUUUCAGCUCUCAAACGUGCAGAAAGAUGGGUGGAGCGACGGGGCCAUUAUGUCUCGGGACGGCGGCGAAAGACGCGGCCCUGCUGAGGAAGUGGACAAGGAGGAGCACCUGCGCGAAAGGGCAGACAGCUCGGGAUCCGCCAUGGAGGUGGAGGGCAGCGUGAGGAAGCGUGUCCGGCAGAACACACCCAGCCCCCAGAACUCGCUCUCCUCCAUAGCGUCGAGCCCGCCCCGGCUGGUGUCGGUGGACGAGCUGAUGGAGACGGCCCACAGCAUGACCAACAUGGCGCUGGCUCAUGAGAUUGUGCUCAACGGCGACUUCCAGCUGCAGAAGAAGCCUCCGCCCGAGCACAGCCUCGAGAAACAUGUGUCCGACAUCGUACGCAAAGCUUUCUGGGAUUGCCUGCAGACCCAGCUGGAUGAGGAUCCCCCGACUUACAACCAUGCCAUCGUGCUCCUCGGAGAGAUCAAGGAGUCGCUGCUGCUGCUCCUGCUGCCGGGACACACGCGGUUGCGGUCCGUGAUCGAGGAGGCGCUGGACCUGCAGCUGAUAGCGCAGGAGGCACAGAACGGGGCGCUCGACUUCCCGCGCCUCGCCACCUUCAUCCUCGACACGAUGGGAUCGCUGUGUGCACCCGCGCGCGACGACGACAUCGCGCGCCUCCGCACCGUCUCCGGGGUCGUGCCGCUGUUCAGGGAGAUAUUCCAGGUGCUGGAGCUGAUGAAGAUGGACAUGGCCAACUUCACCAUCCAGAGCUUGCGGCCUCACCUGCAGGAGCAGGCCAUCGAGUACGAGCGCAAGAAGUUCCAGGAGUUCCUCAACAAGCAGCCCAACGCGCUGGAAUUUACCACUCGGUGGCUGACAGAGGCCGCACAAGAACUCGGGGGUGUGGGCAGCGAGAAAACAGCGGCCGCCGCCACCGCCGCCGCCGCCACCACAGGCGAAAGGGUGGCAACGUCGGCUGUGCCAGGCCAGGAGGCGAUCACGACCCCGGCCCCUCCCAGUGCCAUCGCCGUGCUGAACCACGCAUACGCAACGCUUCUUAGUUGGGACCACGGCAGCAGGUCCUUCCCCGAGACGGUGCUCAUGGACCAGGCGCGGCUGGAGGACAUGCAGCUGCGCCUCUGGGGACUGGAGCUGCUGGCCGCCGUGCUGCUCGUCACCGUGGGCGCCGGCGGCACCGCCGUCUCGGGCCUCUCGGCCUUCGCCGGGCGGCUCAAGUCCACCGCCGUGGCCUUGCUCGAGGGAAAGCACAUCAGGUCACCAGGCAUUGGCGACACCCUGAUAUCGGUGAGCGAGCAAAUGGCGCGGGAGCUGCAGAGCUGCUUGAGUGAACACGGCUUUCCGCCCCUGUCCUCCGAAGCAGAGAGCUUCCUCAUCGGGCAGAUUUGCAGCUUGAACUCCGAGGAAAAUGCCGUCAUCAAGCUCAUUGAGUCGCGGGUGCGAGCAGUCAUGCUCGGGACCCUGGUGGUGAACAGCCCUCAGCGGGGGCCCCAGCCCCUCCCAGGGGGUCUGUCCCCGAUCCGGGCCGAGCUGGAGCCGCUGCAGGCCACAUUCGCGCGCCUCAUGGCCUUCAACCGUGCCGUCUUCGCCCCCGUCUACUCGGACGUGCUGCGCAGGGUUCAUCACGGCGUCGGCAGCGCGGCCACCGGUCCUUCUUCCUCAAAGGAGUGAUCGGGAUCUGGGGCCGUCGCCGCCGCCGCAUCCCCCGCAGCCACCCCCAUUUCUGCCUGCAACGCGGAGAUCCCGAGGCGGGUCUGAGGACAGACCGGGCGCUACUGCUAACCUCAUGCUGAAGGACAGCGAGUUUGCAGUGAGGCACCCUGCUGCUUUUGUGUUUUAUCUUAACCAUCGUUACACCCCGCAUUCGGCAUAUAGUUGAAGCGAUAAUUAACUUAUACUGGAGUUUAAGUUGGUGUAGGAUUGUCUUGUACAACUGUUAUUUAAUUGUUUUGGCCUUUGUUCAUUGGAGGCAUCUCUCAUUUGUCCAAGAGGGUGGAUUGUAAGGGAUUUGCAGGAGUGAUUGUUUCCAUUAUAAUAUUUCUAAAUUGAAGAGUUAUGUUUAUUAAUUUAAAAACAUGUUUAUAUAUAUUUUAACAAAAGGGAUACAGAUUGAAACAAUGCCAAGCAUUAUGAAUGUGGAUGUCAUAAAUUGAAAUAAGUUUGAAACAAUAUGAAGAUAACACAAACUAGAUUGUGGAACUCUAUGGAAGGGGCAUAGAGUAUAUUUACACGAUUUAUAAGGGAUUGCUAAUGAAAAGAGUGAAGUUUUAACUCAUGAGACUAAUCAAUCUAUCCUAAUUCCAUAUAACUGAGAAACCACGCAUGACAAAGCCUACAUGCAACCGGCUGGAUGUGACAUCAGGGUAGCAGCACCAGCCCUUUGCUUAUUAGACAAUUAAUAAUUACUGAUGAAAUUAUAAUAUAUAUACACGCACCAUAAACCAUAGAGUUCGUGUAAUUAUGUAUUAAAACAGAACCAGUCAAGGUACAUUCUGGAGCAUCGCAAUGCCAUGUGUAUUGGCAGAACUGCCCAUGUAUGGCAACCAGUGUGAAUUGCUUUUUGGAGCCAAAACCUACAUCUGAUUGUCUUGUUGACCAUGGUUAUAGUCAAGAUGUCCACACCCUUCUUUUAAUUGUUUCCGAUGCUUGUAUUAAUAUGAAUUUAUCAAUGUUACAAAUGCCAUAAAGGUUCAACAGACAUUUCCAGGCAUUUUUGCAAUGCAGUAUUGUAUUUCAUUUGCUGUCAAAUGAGGCCAAACCUGACCCAACGAUAAUACUGAAACAAUAUAAGUGCUCAAACAUCUAUGCUAAGCAGUUGUCAAUAAACGUGCACCAUUUCAAAUAAUG
This is a messenger RNA of Petromyzon marinus (sea lamprey), 4178 nucleotides long. RefSeq names its product t-complex 11 like 1 (gene TCP11L1). NCBI's taxonomy places the organism in Eukaryota, Metazoa, Chordata, Hyperoartia, Petromyzontiformes, Petromyzontidae. Gene Ontology annotation, biological process: signal transduction. The record is from RefSeq and is a predicted model, not a curated record.